Messenger RNA from Cynoglossus semilaevis (tongue sole), 1200 nucleotides. Its product is annotated as protein FAM173B. NCBI's taxonomy places the organism in Eukaryota, Metazoa, Chordata, Actinopteri, Pleuronectiformes, Cynoglossidae. The transcript has 6 exons. The record is from RefSeq and is a predicted model, not a curated record. Gene Ontology annotation, biological process: peptidyl-lysine trimethylation; regulation of mitochondrial ATP synthesis coupled proton transport; positive regulation of proton-transporting ATP synthase activity, rotational mechanism. The coding region runs from base 502 to 924 and encodes 140 amino acids. Gene Ontology annotation, molecular function: protein-lysine N-methyltransferase activity. Gene Ontology annotation, cellular component: mitochondrion.
GUGUGCGCACGUACGCGUUAGUGAGAGAGAGCAGUCGUGGUGGACGGGUCAGAUCCACUGGAAUCUGAGCUAACAUGUCUUCCUGCCACAUGUUUCCAAGGUUUUUGUUACCACUACACACAUUUAACAAAAACUGCUACGUGUCUGUGUUCACGGCGCUUUUGAGAAGGGAUAUUGGUGCAAAUUUAUAAUGGAGAACACUAUUGAAGUCAUCCUGCAGGACCACAGCAGCACCUUACUAAAUAGUAAAUCACAGCCUGUGGUGACGGCCUGUACUGGUGCACUGUUCACAGCCAUGUACGGGCUCUGGGGCCUCUUCACAGUACCUGUCUUCCGUAAAAUCCCAUGGAGGCUUAAGGUAGAUAAAGGGUUUUGUUAACUUUUAAUUUUUUAAAGAUGCAUAAUAAAUCAAAUCUAAGGUAUGAGGUUGCUACAGAACCCAACUUGCACAUUAACAAUGAUUUGCUCAUCUUGGAGCAUAAUGCUCCCUGCUAGCAACAAAUGUGGGAAAAGAAUAAGAUGCUUCUUGAAGGUAGAGGUCGGUUAGCAGAUCUGGGAUCAGGAGAUGGAAGGCUGGUGUUUGCAGCGGCCUUUGCUGGUUUCCAAUGCACAGGGUUUGAGAUAAACUCCUUGUUAGUGAUCUACUCCACAAGCAAAGCAACAUUUCUGGAAGAAAACCUCUGGAAGACUGAUUUAUCUUCAUACAACAAUGUGACAGCUUUCCUCGCUCCUGGUGUGAUGGAGGUUCUAGGUGAGAAGCUGCUGAAAGAGCUCCCUGAUGAUGCAUGUGUCACUGCGUGUCGUUUUCCUCUUCCGAACUGGCUGCAGCGUUCCUCAGUUGGCUCAGGCCUUGACGAGACUUUUGCUUAUGACAUCAGCACCGUGCGCUCACAACUUGGAAAUGUGCAAGUAAAGAUGGUGUGAAAGCUGAAUUGUUCUCGUGUGUCAUUUACGAUUAAAAAAGAAAACUGAAACAGAGCAGUGAAAAGUAACCAAAGAUGCUGAGCAAGUGGCUUGUUUGUAAAAAAAAUAGAUUUAUGUUGAUUAGAGAAAAUGAUCAGGAUAAAAGUAAAUUUCCAGGACAAAUUCCUGAACAAAUUGCAAGUGUCUGCAUCAAUGUAUACUUGAUAAAGGUUACCCUCGUGAAUAUAACAUAUCUGAUAGUGAUAUGUUUUACUUUAUGUAUGUCAAUUAAAUUAU